Molecule: messenger RNA, 359 nt
Organism: Williopsis jadinii
Lineage: Eukaryota; Fungi; Ascomycota; Saccharomycetes; Phaffomycetales; Wickerhamomycetaceae
Exons: 1
Source: RefSeq, a predicted model, not a curated record
GAGUCCUAUAACUUCAUUAUUGGUACGGGAUAUGAUACUUCAUUAUUCACAACAUCAUAUGGUGACGAAACCUCAUCAACAGGUGGUAUGGUCUCUUCUCUUGGCUAUAUCACAUAUGAUGGACCCGUCCCAGAUUCAUCCGUACCAAGUGUGUGUCAAGCAUGUCCUUCACUCCUUACUGAAUUUAUCUCGCUUAGUACCUCAUCGUCGUCCAGUUCUUCCACAACUGCCCUAUCAUCUUCAUCGAUUAGUUCUAGUUCCGAGUCUGGCUCUGAGUCCCUUCCAAGUGCUUACACCACUACCUUCACUGAUGCUAGUGGUACCGAGUCUGGUGUUGUUUCCCACUACACCACGACUGA